ACAGGAAGGACACCCAGUGUGUUACGCUUCAAGAACUUUAAACAACCACGAAAAAAACUAUUCGGCGACCGAUAAAGAGUUUUUGGCUAUAAUGUGGAGUGUUAACUACUUUAGACCAUACGUCUAUGGCAAAAGAUUCAAAAUUCUAACUGACCAUCAACCCAUAAAAUUUUUACACUCUAAAUACAGAGGAAAGGACAUGUCACCACGACAUCAGAGAUGGCUAUUAAAACUAGGAGAAUAUCAAUUUGACAUUGAAUAUUUGAAGGGUAAGGAAAAUAAAGUAGCCGAUUUCUUGAGCAGAAUAGAACAUAGUCAAGAUAUUACUGCGGAAAAGAUUGAGAACGAUAUUGAUGACAUUAAUAUGGAUACAACCGACUAAAGGACUACUGACAUCUACAAAAUUGACGGAUCAGGUUGGAUUCAUAGACAUUCAAAUGCGAACUCAAGAGAUAGUCAAAGAUACAGAUAUAGUAUUACACUUAAUAAAUAUAAAAGAAAUAGAAAGUGUAGUUAAUGAAAUGACUGACAAUAUUAUUCUAAUGAAAACGAACAAUAAGGACAUUUUACACGCAGAGUUGUUAGAAACUAGAAAUAAACUAAUGACUUUAGUACCAAACCCAAAAAGAAAAGCAAGGGGUCUAGAAAAUGCAAUAGGUAGUGUAUCCAAAUGGAUGUUUGGUACAAUGGACGAUAAUGAUAGACAAAUUAUUCAAAAUCAUCUGCUAAAGACAGACGAGACAGUAAAUGAACAGAUACACAUAAAUGAUUAUUUUAAUUUAGCGAUAGAACAAAUAAAGAAUAUUGUAAGAAAUGAUAGAAAAGAAAUUGGAAAAAGUGUUAAUGUUAUAAAUAAGAUAAUAGAUGAGGAAUAUCAACAAAUAUUCUAACAAACCAUGAAAUUACCAAAUACAACAUUGAUUUUAACAAAUUAAAAUAUUUGCAAUUAGGAACUGCAACCUUUAAUAACACUUAUUUGAUAUUUGGCAUUAAAAUACCAAUACAUUUUAUAGAAGUCAAAAUAAGAAAAAUUGUACCAAUAACAAAUAGAGAUCAA
Rhagoletis zephyria (snowberry fruit fly) is the source of this 1057-nucleotide messenger RNA. RefSeq lists its product as uncharacterized. NCBI's taxonomy places the organism in Eukaryota, Metazoa, Arthropoda, Insecta, Diptera, Tephritidae. The record is from RefSeq and is a predicted model, not a curated record.